AUGCCUCAAUCAGAUUUCUGGCCGUUUACCAAAGGGAAGACCUCAGAAAAUGUUGAGUAUACUGAAGAAGCAUCGAUUUUACAAAAAAAGUUGGGGGACAUGGAAGGAGAAGUAAAAGAGAUUCAGAUGGAAUUAGCGGCAAUCAAAAGAGACAGAAUGGAUUUAUUCACUCGUAAACAGUCUAAAGGAGUUGAAUCAGUUCGUGCUAUAGAUCCUGAAGACGUGCUCAAACUGGGAACUACCAAUACGUCGAAUGAAGAAAAUUAUUCAAAAUUUCCAGAAAUUGCAAAGCUUCGGGAGGAAUUAAUCAGAGCCAAAAAUGCAGCAGAUGAAGAGCGAUUCCAGCGAGAAAAAUAUGAGGCUAAACUGAAAGACCUAGAAUUAAAGCUCAAUAACAUCUGCUGUUCUGGGAUGAUUGCUGAAAUAAAGGAAACGAAAAAACAUUCUGAUGAGGAAAUGACAGUUCUGAAAACUCAGGUCAGGGAUAUGAGGGAGGAAACGGAAGAGUUAAAAAUUACUUUGGUGGAGAAAACUGAGCAAUUGCAGGAGUAUCGUAUGAAGUAUCUUCAAGCUCAACAACAGGUAGAGGAGCUCAAGCGUCAGUUAGACAUAAUAGAGUUCGAUAACAAACAAGUGUCUGAUCAAAUACAGAUAGAAAUACAGAAGAUGAAGAUGCAGUUCCAAGAGAAGUUACAGGAACUAGCUCCUCUACCCGACUUGCUAAAAGGAGCCCAGAUACAACUACAGGAGGCGAAACAAUUGCAACGACUGGCUGAAGACAGUUCCCAGCAACUUUCUAAUGAGUUGCACAGAGUCAAAGAAAAGUUAGUCGUUGCUGUGAAUAAUUUGAACCAAGAAAAAGUCGAAAAAACCAAACUCGUCGAUGAGAAUAAAUUACUAAAGGCAGCACUGGAAGAUAAAACACGGGAAAUUGAGGAAAUGUCCAAAAGUUUAGAUGAUUACAAAUGCAAAUCACUGAGAGUAGAAGAAAAGUUGACACAACAAGAGAUCAGAUACAAGGAGAAGGCUAACGAAUGUGCUCAGUUGCUCAAGGAUUUAGAAGAAAUGAGAAUUGAAAGCAGCAGAUCACUUGGUCGAUGUAAAGAGAGGGCUGAUUCCAUGCGCAGAUACUUGCAGACCCAGAUAUCGGAGCUCGAAAGACAGUUAAUACAGAGUCGAGCCCAUUGCCGGGCCUGUCAGAAGGAAAGGGACGAGAUCCGCCAGCGUAUGCAGAUUCAAAUAAAUAAUCUUCAAGAAAAUUUCGAAUUAGUGGAAAUUAGACUUCGGGCUCUCCAAAAUCAAGUAACUUCAUUGAAAAACAGCUAUACAGUCAUCCUUGCUGACAACGAAGAAAUAACAGAACUAAACAAGAUCACGACAUAAUAACAUUGAGAUUCCUAUUUUAUAAAAUAACCUAUUCUGUAUUCUUGUAAUACAGAAAUUAUAAUUAUAAUAAAAGCGUUUAAAAAAAAUAGGAAAGUCUUUUAAAAUUCGAACACCGAACCGCUAAAAAGAUGGACUAUUUUCAUAACGGGUAUGAAAAGUGAAAACUUCAUACUGUUAUCAUUUUGCAACAAAAAAAUGUAUAA
Molecule: messenger RNA, 1589 nt
Organism: Helicoverpa zea (corn earworm)
Lineage: Eukaryota; Metazoa; Arthropoda; Insecta; Lepidoptera; Noctuidae
Product: dynein regulatory complex subunit 4-like
Exons: 10
Coding region: 1-1383 (460 amino acids)
Biological process (GO): regulation of cilium assembly
Cellular component (GO): centrosome
Source: RefSeq, a predicted model, not a curated record